Cyclocybe aegerita is the source of this 1293-nucleotide messenger RNA. The record is from the annotation of a GenBank genome assembly. Lineage: Eukaryota; Fungi; Basidiomycota; Agaricomycetes; Agaricales; Hemipholiotaceae.
AUGUUCACUGUUGUAAACAACCAAGCCGGAGCACUUCCUCCUAGUACUAUGCCCCCCCAGAUGUCGCCCUCCGGUGGGGACCUUCCAGUGCACCUCUCCAGCGAUGAAACAAGUUCCUCGUCGGGUGGCAGUUCUUCAUCGGGUACACCUUAUAUGAGUCAAACGACGUCCCGUGCUUCUUCGACAGACUCGAAUGAGCCUGAUGUCGGACGGGUCCAUGCAUCCGACCCCGUCUGGAUGUCCAGGUUCCGCUGGCUCGAAUUCGUUCGACAACAAACAGACAACAUCAGGACGCUAUUACGGCACCUCAUCACGCUAGAUAUUCCCUUCCUCAAUCGAUGGAUCCAGGCGGCCCAGCUUCCUCCCUCAGGAGCAGCGUCGACAGUGCCGCAAUUCCCCAACGAAAUCCUACUGCACUGUUUCUCAUUUAUGACACUCAAGGCGCUCAUCGCCUGUCGGUGCGUUUGCGCAUCAUGGCGGAGCUUGGUCCCACAUGCCGAGCUCGACCCCCUGCGCCGGCGUCUCCUUGAACUCUACGACACCAUCAUAAAUGCAUCCUACUUUCUCGAGACCCGCCCAUGGAUAGUCGCCCAUCUCGACCCGACAUUCGACCGUGAGGCGUACAUCGCGACCCUAGAAGCACAAGACCCCACCAUCCGUGUUCCCCCAGCGUUCCGCUUGUUCAUCCUCGAAUGGCCCGCCCUCGCCGCUGUACAGUCCCUCUGGCCCGGACUUCCCCUCCUCGACUGCCGCAAGUCGAACAUUGAGCGCAAGAAAGGGGUCAACUUCAUUGCGCGCACCCACCCUGAACUCUCUGCCCUGACGUACAAGUUGGGCUACCCCGGGGUCGCAUUUAUCCCUGCGCUGCUCCUCUGGAGGAACGCCGGGGACAGCACAGAUUGGCUGAUACUUGAUGAUGACCAUUUUCCAGAGCUCUCCGGCAAGGUCUUUGCGAUCUCGCUGCGUCUCGACCCGGACAUCGUGCCAUACUGCGAGUGGGGAGAAGGUCCUGAGGACAGGACUGACUAUCACACUUUGGUACGGAGGGGUAACUACAACGAUUUCAUUGUGUAUCACGAUUGGAUUGAAUAUCUGCAGAGGAUGUGGCACAACCUUAGUAUUUGCACACCAUUUGGUCCGGUGUCCCGCAAUGUGCUACCACAUGAUGACGUUUUAGUGUGCUCGGAGGGCAACGAUGACUUUUCUGAUCACACACACCAUGACAUUCCUGCGCCUCCAUGGACUAGGCGAACGGAACCUCGAUUUUGGCAGCGCUUGGAGGUGCCUGAAUAG